CAUGGAGGGAUAGGAGUCAGUUGCUUCUUCGAGAGAAUUUUGCCCGCAAUUUGGCUCCAUUUUACCAUUUCCUGAAAAAGGAACAGUAGUUAUGAAACGCAAGACAUGUCCUUACAAAGUAAAUGCAAAAACUGCAUUACAUGGUGUGGUCUAUCAUUCAUACCUGGGUCUCAACUCUCGCAAGAAUGCUGAAGGUCGUCAGGAGGUCGUCAGCCAGAAAGACCUAGGACAACUGAUUGACAGUGCAUGUGCCAGGUGCGGUCACGAUGGACUUCAUUUCUACACCAGACGAACACGAUCAGCUGAUGGACAAACCGUCUUCUAUUUCUGCCCAUCAUGCAAGCAUCAAGAGAUUGAG
Asterias rubens (European starfish) is the source of this 358-nucleotide messenger RNA. RefSeq names its product DNA-directed RNA polymerase I subunit RPA12-like. The record is from RefSeq and is a predicted model, not a curated record. The transcript has 4 exons. Gene Ontology annotation, cellular component: RNA polymerase I complex. Gene Ontology annotation, molecular function: nucleic acid binding; DNA-directed RNA polymerase activity; zinc ion binding. Gene Ontology annotation, biological process: termination of RNA polymerase I transcription; DNA-templated transcription. The annotation marks the transcript as partial. NCBI's taxonomy places the organism in Eukaryota, Metazoa, Echinodermata, Asteroidea, Forcipulatida, Asteriidae.